Histoplasma mississippiense is the source of this 1656-nucleotide messenger RNA. RefSeq lists its product as hypothetical. NCBI's taxonomy places the organism in Eukaryota, Fungi, Ascomycota, Eurotiomycetes, Onygenales, Ajellomycetaceae. The transcript is spliced from 8 exons. The record is from RefSeq and is a predicted model, not a curated record. Gene Ontology annotation, molecular function: carbohydrate:proton symporter activity. Gene Ontology annotation, biological process: transmembrane transport; carbohydrate transport. Bases 1 to 1656 code for a protein of 551 amino acids. Gene Ontology annotation, cellular component: membrane.
AUGUCUGCUAUCAUCUCGACUUCCCAGUACCUUUGUUAUUUUAACGAAGGUCCAGACUAUUUCGGGGUGGUAACCGAAAGUAACCCUGAUGGCCUUCGCUGCAGCGGCCCAAGACCCAGUACCCAAGGUGGUAUCACUGCUUCGAUGCCUGGUGGUUCCUGGGUUGGCGCUCUUUGUUCCGGAUAUAUUUCAGAUAUCUUUGGUCGAAAGAGAUCAAUCCAAGUCGGCUCAGGAUUUUGGGUUAUCGGAAGUAUAAUCUGCGCUGCGGCUCAGAACAUAGGCAUGCUUGUCGCUGGGCGUUUUAUCAACGGCUUUGCUGUUGGUAUUUGCUCUGCUCAAGUUCCCGUUUACAUUUCAGAGCUGGCGCCUCCAUCGCGACGCGGCAGGUUGGUUGGUUUACAACAGUGGGCCAUUACAUGGGGUAUCCUGAUUAUGUUCUAUCUCUCAUAUGCAUGUACAUUCAUUGGGCCAGCGAACGGACAAACAUCGUUCAGACUCCCUUGGGCCCUUCAAAUGAUUCCUGGCGCCUUUCUCCUCCUUGGGCUCUUCUUCCUACCGGAGUCUCCUCGCUGGCUCGCCAAAAAGGGCCGCUGGAGCGAAACCGAAAGAAUUAUCACCGCCAUCCAUGGCAAAGGUGAUGUUGGCCAUCCCUUUGUUAACGCCGAGCUGGGGGAAAUCAGUUAUUUCGUAAAGAUGGAGGAAACUAACGAUACCACCUAUUUCGACCUCUUCAAAAAGAAUAUGAUUUUCCGAACGCACGUUGGUGUCUUCACUCAGAUUUGGAGCCAGUUGACGGGAAUGAACGUGAUGAUGUAUUAUAUUACCUACGUCUUCGCCAUGGCUGGAUUGCGAGGAAACACCUUGCUCGUAUCAUCCUCUAUUCAAUUCGUCAUCAACGUUGUCAUGACCCUUCCCGCCCUUAUUUGGGUAGACAAAUGGGGUCGACGUCCCACUCUCAUUGUCGGCGGACUACUCAUGUGUACCUGGAUGUUCGCUACAGGCGGCAUCAUGGGAGCGAACGGCCGAUUUGUUCCCGGGGGUAUUAACGGAGUCAGAGCGGUAUCGUGGGCUGUUAACCCUGGGCUCGCGGCCAAAGCCGUCGUAGCCUGUACUUACCUCUUUGUGGCCUCCUUUGCCCCUACGUGGGGUCCCGUUUCUUGGAUCUAUCCACCAGAGCUGUUUCCACUUCGCUUCCGCGGGAAAGCUGUCGCACUUUGCACGUCUGCCAACUGGGUAUUCAAUUUUGCUUUAUCCUACUUUGUCCCCCCAGCUUUUGAAAAUAUCCAAUGGAGGACAUAUCUGAUCUUCGGCGCCUUCUGCGCCACAAUGACCAUCCAUGUAUUCCUCGCCUUCCCCGAAACCGCAGGGAAAUCGCUCGAAGCCGUAGAAGAGAUUUUCAAAUCACGUACCCCAGCAUGGAAAACUCACGUCACAACCAAGGAAACCAUUGCAGCUGAGCAUGGCGAGGUCGAGGCCAAGCAUACCUUUGCUGAGCGCACCAGAAAGACGCGGAAUGCUGGAAUGGAAAACAUCCCUGCGCGCGGUGUAGGUAGCGAUGCCCUCAGUGACAACGGUGAUUCCGAGAAUGCCGAUGAGAAACCAGCUACAAGCAUGCUCGCAACACGUACCGAGUCAGGGUCCAGUUGCAAUCCCUAG